GUGGCCGCUAUAAAUAUAUCUUAAAUAAGCAUAAAGAUGGUCUUCAAGUAGCCUUGCAGCGUUUAAAAUUAAAUAAAAAUGUAAAAACUGUUACGGAUCUCUUACCCCCUUUUGCGACUUUGCCUUGUUACGUGCGAGUUAAUUUAUUAAAAACAACUAUUACGGCGGUGUUCGACCACUUUAAAAGUUCGGGCUUUAUCUUCAUAGAGAAUUAUUUUCAAGGGGAAUUAAAAAAGAAACAUUUUGCAAAAGACUCGCUUUUGAAUGAUCUUUUUAUACUUCCUGCGAGCGCUGAUCUGCACGAAGACUUUUUUUACAAGGAAGGUCUCAUUAUAAUUCAGGAUAAAGCCAGCUGCUUUCCUGCGCACGUGCUACGUCCGCCCAUUGGAUCUUCCGUUAUUGACGCCUGCGCAGCGCCGGGAAAUAAAACUUCCCAUCUUGCAGCUUUUAUGAACAAUACAGGGAUUAUAUAUGCUUUUGAUCUUAAUAAAAACCGUUUAAAGACUUUACGAAAGCUCCAUGCCCGCGCUGGCGUUACUUGCGUUGUCUCGAAACUUCAGAACUUUCUGGAAGUGGAUCCGUGGGACCCUCAAUAUGCUAAGGUUGGAUAUAUUUUAGUGGACCCCUCCUGUUCCGGCUCGGGGAUUGUUGGCCGGCAUAAUUUACAAACGGAUGAUAAUGAUAAUAAAAUUCAAAAAACGAACCGCUUGAAAAGAUUAUCGGCAUUUCAACUUUCUCUUCUUCUUCACGCUUUUCAAUUUCCUUCUGUACAACGCGUGUGCUACUCCACGUGCUCAAUUCAUGUAGAGGAAAACGAAUCGGUGGUGAAGAUAGCGUUGUCUCUUCAAAAAAAGUUUGUUUUGGCCCCAAUUUUACCCACGUGGCACCGGCGAGGCGAUGAAGCAGUUUUGGGGGAAGAUGCAAAAAAAGUUGUCAGAGUGUCACCUGUUGAUGGUGCUAAUGGAUUCUUUGUGGCUCUUUUUCAAAAAAAGUGAAUUUUGAAUGAAGUUAACUAUAAUUUGGAGUGAAUAUUUUAUCAAGCUAUUUCAAGUUUGGUAAAUUGCUCCCAUUUAAAUUUUUAUUAUAUAUAAAUCACUGCGGGGGCG
Molecule: messenger RNA, 1106 nt
Organism: Zophobas morio
Lineage: Eukaryota; Metazoa; Arthropoda; Insecta; Coleoptera; Tenebrionidae
Product: 28S rRNA (cytosine-C(5))-methyltransferase-like
Exons: 12
Coding region: 450-995 (181 amino acids)
Biological process (GO): rRNA base methylation
Cellular component (GO): nucleolus
Molecular function (GO): RNA methyltransferase activity
Source: RefSeq, a predicted model, not a curated record